AUCCGGAACGUUUAGUGUGCUACACAGGAAGUAAACUCAAGCUAGUUACAAGCUGGUUGUACUCCGCAAAUUCACUGCGUAUUUUGGAGAUUAAACAUUUGAUAUCAUUGUCACUUACGUAAAACCAUCAUUUAUUCACCAUGCUGAUCAAAGUAAAGACUCUCACAGGAAAAGAAAUAGAGAUCGACAUUGAGCCCACAGAUAAAGUGGAGCGAAUUAAAGAAAGGGUAGAGGAGAAGGAAGGGAUCCCCCCACAGCAACAAAGACUCAUCUACAGUGGAAAACAGAUGAAUGAUGAGAAGACAGCUGCAGACUACAAGAUCCAGGGAGGCUCAGUGCUCCAUCUCGUGUUGGCACUAAGAGGAGGAUCAGCGGUCAACAGUCCAGCCAGCACACGCCCUUUGUCCUUGUUAUGAGUCACCGCUAUCAUGUGGCCAGCUGAGUGUCAACAGUCGUGGUGUCCCGUCACCGUCUGACCAUGCUCCAAAACGGAAAUUUGAAAUCCCAUGCUCCCCAGGCUGUCGCAAACAAACAAAAACAAGAACCAACACGAAAGGAUGUUCUUAUUCUAAUGUCUAUCUCUUUUUGUAAAAUUUCAUUGGCUUUCUGAGUUUGAUCAGUUGAUGCAGGCACCCAUGCAGUACAAGAGACAGUGUGAGAACUCUUUUUUUCCUUGUGAAUAAAUGCUGAAGUUAA
Molecule: messenger RNA, 696 nt
Organism: Solea solea (common sole)
Lineage: Eukaryota; Metazoa; Chordata; Actinopteri; Pleuronectiformes; Soleidae
Gene: nedd8l
Product: NEDD8 ubiquitin like modifier, like
Exons: 4
Coding region: 141-416 (91 amino acids)
Biological process (GO): modification-dependent protein catabolic process; regulation of proteolysis; protein neddylation
Cellular component (GO): nucleus; cytoplasm
Molecular function (GO): protein tag activity; ubiquitin protein ligase binding
Source: RefSeq, a predicted model, not a curated record